UUUUUCUUCGGGUGUGGCUGGUGGCCGCGGCUUCUUCUCUUCCUCCCGCUGCUGCUGCUGCUGCUGCGCCGAAGAAGAAGAAGAAGAGAAAGAAGAAGAAGAAGAAGAAGCGGCUUGCAUACUCUCACUUCUGCUGUCUAGAGCUGCCUCUGCUGCUGCUGCUGCUGCGGCUGGUGCUGCUGCUGCUGCUGUUGAUGCUGCUGCUGCGGCUGGCGCUGUCGCUGCUGCUGCGGCUGGCGCUGUCGCUGCUGCUGCUGCUGCUGUUGACGCUGCUGCUGCUGCUGCUGCUGGCGCUGCUGCUGCGGCUGCUUGCUGCUGUCCCCACUGCGGUGGCUGCUGCUGUUGUGUUUCGCGCUGCUGCUCCGCCAAACUCGGCUGUCGCUGCUCAUGCUGCACCCCUCGCUGCAGCUGCAGCAGCUGCUGCUGCUGCCGUAGCUGCUGCUGCUGCUGCUGGUGCUGCCGUAGCUGCUGCUGGUGUUGUAGCUGCUGCUGCUGCUGUUGUAGCUGCUGCUGCUGCUGUUGUAGCUGCUGCUGCUGGUGUUGUAGCUGCUGCUGGUGUUGUAGCUGCUGCUGCCGUUGUGCAGCACGUACGGGACAUGGCCCCCUUAGUAGCGGGAGAGGAGCGGCAGCAGCCGCAGAAGCAGCAGCAGGAGGAGCAGCAGCAGCAGCAGGAGGAGGAGCAGGAGCAGCAGCAGCCGCAGCAGGAGCAGCAGCAGCCGCAGGAGGAGCAGCAGCAGCCGCAGGAGGAGCAGCAGCAGCCGCAGGAGGAGCAGCAGCGGCUUUGUAUGCAGCAGCAGCAGCAGCAGGAGCCGCAGCAGCAGAGUUGCAUGCACCAGCAGGAGCAGCAGCAGCAGCGUUGCAUGCAGCAGCACGAGCAGCAGGAGCUGCGGCAGCAGGAGGAGGAGCAGCAGCUACAAAAGCAGCAGCAGCAGCAGGAGCAGCAGGAGCAGCAGCAGCAGCAGCCCCGGCGUAGCAUGCAGCAGGCCUGUCCGUUCCUCCGAAAGGCAUAG
This is a messenger RNA of Rangifer tarandus platyrhynchus (Svalbard reindeer), 1010 nucleotides long. NCBI's taxonomy places the organism in Eukaryota, Metazoa, Chordata, Mammalia, Artiodactyla, Cervidae. The record is from the annotation of a GenBank genome assembly.